AUGGAGAGCAAAAUAAUGAAUGCUCUGGCAGUCAGGACUGAAAAGGUGAAAGUCAUCAUCAUCAAACUUGAGAAUACUGACAAACAAGUCAAUGAUUUGUUAUCCGAGAAAUCAGCUAUGAAAAGCUAUAUCACAGAUGUUCCUAGCAUGCAUUCGGAUAUCAUUGAGACUAGGGACUCAACGGUUACAAUCAGGAAACAUCUAGCUGAAAAACUAAGGCAUGUCUUCGCCAUGCUUCAUCGUUUGGAAGCCAAGCUCAUUGUCAAAGGUGAAUCUGAGCCUAAAGGCAAAGAAAAACUUUUUUCUAAAGAACCUACCAUUGAUCACAGUGAAGACGAAGAGCCUGAUGAAAACGAGCACAAAAGAAGAAAAGCACGUGAAGCUGAAAUGGAUGAGCAUCAAAGGAUAGUACUAGAGGAUGAAGUGAAAUAG
This is a messenger RNA of Lactuca saligna, 432 nucleotides long. The record is from the annotation of a GenBank genome assembly. NCBI's taxonomy places the organism in Eukaryota, Viridiplantae, Streptophyta, Magnoliopsida, Asterales, Asteraceae.